Messenger RNA from Salmo salar (Atlantic salmon), 8608 nucleotides. The record is from RefSeq and is a predicted model, not a curated record. Lineage: Eukaryota; Metazoa; Chordata; Actinopteri; Salmoniformes; Salmonidae.
ACGACUGGCUCUAUCUUGAGUUAGUUAUCUUUGCAUCUUUGCUCCAAGUAUGCAUUUACCCGUGACUUGAAUAUGGAGCAAGAAAGACGAACCCGGAAUCAUAACGCCUGAGCGGAGUUGCCACAUCCGGUUUUCAGCGUAAAAGGAAGCUAGGUCACCCGGCACCAUAACAUGUUUACGUUUCUGUAACUAAGACUAGCUAAGUGUCUCGAUUCGCACCGUCGGACUCAGAGCAUUCAGUUUACAUUUCCGAAAUAAGCUAACCAGUUACCCACCUGGAAGAUGAAGUACUUUACUGUAGCACCAACUUUUUUUCAAGUUCCAAACUGUCUUAUGGAAGGCUAAGGGGGACCUGCAAAAUCAAGGUAGCUACAGUAAUAGCUAACUAACGUUAGCAAGCUUAGCUAGGCUAUUUGAUGUGAGCCACUAGUCUAUGACAAACAAUAGGCUACUCCAUGUACUGAUAAUUCAUGUUCUGCAAUCAAUGUGCCCUUGCAAGUGGCAUAUUUGCCUUCAAUAUAGACCUCAGUACAUAGCUGGUUAGUUAGAUGAUUUGGCUACUUGGUGGUACUCACUAUUCGCAUAUGUUGUGUGCCAAGUCUCAUUGGAUCUAACGUUACUGCAGUGAGAUGCAAGUUAGGCUUCUCAGUUAGCCUGAGGCUAGUUUGAUAAGCUGUAUGGGGGUAAUUCAGGACACAAAGCACCCAUUAGGUGUUGUGGUGUAAUAAACAGUCGUGUUUACAAGCAGACAUAGGGAAGUAGAGUGGGUGGACUCCCUUGGUCAGUUGGUGUAGGCCUAACGUUACACUUGGAAUCAACUGUAGUUACACCACUAUCUAAUAUUACAGAACCUCAGACUCUCACCAUUUUCACUGUUAUAAAAAGGACUUUAUAAAAUCAAUUGGAUUGAUAUGCUUCAGGAGAUAGGCCUGGUCAGCUACUUGGAAAUGACUAGGUCUAGCCUAACUUAAUUUAAAUUGACCCUGGGUGUCACCCAGAUAGCUAGUUUAGUUGGUGUGAGAUGGAUGUAGAUAUAAAGCCGGAGGAGGAUGAGGUGGAGAUAUCCCCAGCUGUCAUUUUGUCUGACUCUUUUGAUGCAAGUUAUUCAUAUGCUGAAAAUUUGUAUGACACAACAAAACAAAGCCUUAUUUGUGCUCUGUUAGAAGAUAGAAAAUCAAGUGAUACGGAGAUUAAAAUUAAUUCAACAACAGUUGGUGUUCCAGCUGUAAAUGUGGGUGGUAAAGGUGUUGUUCAUGUUCACACAGAACAGGAUAGCCCACGCACCUCUGUAGGGAAUUUAAUCAAAGAGGAGCCAUGUUUUUACAUAUCUCCCAAUGAUUUUCAGAUUGGAAAAGUAUGUACCUUUUCUCAGUCGCAGCAUCUAGUUGCAGAAAGUGUUUCUUUGGGAGGACAAAUCAACCCAACUGCACAGAUAUUUAGCAGCUUUCAAAUACAGCCCCUAAACAAUGAUCAAGUGCUGACUGAUUAUGUUAAUCUUCCAAGCCAAAGUAUUGCCAAACCGUUUCCGAUAAUUUCACCUGCAAUAGCAAGUGACAGUAAUUUAACUCCAGUGCUGCAAUCAUGUCAUAUGAGGACUCACAGGCCUAUUCUUCCAGCCUAUUGUAAACCAUUUAAUUUUACCUCUGCUCAAGAGGAAGACUACGACGUUAAAAUAAAAAAAAGAGGGAAGAAAAUGGUCAAGGCACAAAAAGGGAGAAAAGAUGGAGAUAUGUGGCGACAUCGUGUUAAUUACUCAAAACAUAUUUCACCAAGGUCGUCAGCUGGGAAAAAGUUGAAGGAUCCAUACUCCAACUGCAAGAAAAUUGGCUUGGAUUUCAAUGUUGGGUCUGGAUCCAAUCAGAAACUAGAUUUGCAGUUGCUGACUAAAGGUGUGAUGGUUGAGGUUUCUGAUUUUGCUAAAGAAGUUAAUAGAGCUCAGCAGCAUGUUGUCUGUGACAUUCUAGAGUACAACUUUGAUCUUGGUUUGCAAAAGCAUCAAAGGUAUGAUUUUGCGACACGUACUAUGCACAAAUUAAGAGAAUUGAUGAGAAAACGAAAAACUGUCCUAGGAAAACCUGAAUUGGUAAUGGAGGUGUUUACCCUUCCUGAUCCCAACACGAUAAAAGGAUCGAAAUAUGCCCUUUCAACUGCAAAGAAUUAUGACCGUGUGUCAGAAAAUCUUGAAACUGCUGGCACAUUUUUAAUGGACAAAUCUCAUCUGGACAUCGUAUCCAGACUUACUCACCAUGUCAAGACAGACAACCUGUUAACUGAGAAAGAUGUAACGCAGUGUGCUGGUGGAACGGCGUACAGCCUUGCAAGGGACCAAAACUGGCAUCUAAUGGCUUCUACAACGUCAAAAACAAUGAAGGACCCUUAUCCCCUCUGUAAGAAAAUAGGAUUAGAACUUGAUGUGAAAUCCAAUUUUGGGGCAAAAGAGAAACUUAAUUUGGAUUUAUUGACCAAAGGUAUAAUGAUUGAACUUGGUAAUUUUGCCAAAGAUGUUUGUGGAACUUACAAGCAAAUUGUCAUUGAUGUCCUAGAGCACAAUUUUGAUCUUGAUUUGCCUAUUGAGAAAACCAAGCUGUCUACCUAUAUUAUUACAAAGUUGAGACGAGUUGUUAAGAAAAUGACAUGCAUGGCACAUAGAAGGAAACCUCCAUAUUUAAAGGAAACAUUCUCACUGGGGGUUGGCACAAGAAAGAAACCUGCAGUGAUUUCCAGUAAAAUGCAGGUCAUUAACUCAAUUGACUCAAAUGUGUGGAAAUAUCAAGGACUGAAAAAAGUUACAGAAAGAAGACGAUUAGAUUUGAGAAGGAAAAAGGGAGAAAGAGCCACUUGCAAAGUAAGAGAAAUGAAGGCAGAGAAAUUUCAUAGAGGUAGACAAGUAGGCCUAGUUCCUCAGUCUGUGAAGAAACAGACCAUUUCCAACGAGACUGAACUCACAUUGUCAGCCGGAAAAAUGAAGGUCCCGGUCAGCAAAAUUAAAAAGGCAAAUGUGAUGCCCUUUGCAGAGAAAGUGGUGAAAAACUGCUACCCCUUGUGCAAAGAAGUAGGUGUGGAACUUGAUGUGAAAUCCAAACCACUAUCCAAAACAAAACUUGACUCACAGUUACUGACUAAUGGCGUAAUGUAUGAGGUUCAUAAGUUUGCAAAAAAUACAAAAAAGGCUUAUAUGUAUACUGUCUAUGAUAUACUGGAAUAUAAUUUUGAUCUAGAUUUGCAAAAUCAGAAACGCUGUCAAUUUGCCGUACAUAUUUCAUCUAAACUGAAACGAAUGGCUAAACGGAAAUAUGUCACAAAUGAAGACUUUUCAAAAGAAGUGUUUAUAAUACCUCUUGUGACUAGACAAUACAAGAAAAAAGAAGCUACUCCACCUGCAAGAUUGUCAAAAAGACAAUUGGAUUUGAAAAGGAUACAAGAGGCAAAUCAUACAGAGGAGAAGAGGAACUGUCAGGAGAUGGUUAGCAAGACCGGUUUGAAAAAUCUGGUCCCUGAUGCAAGGACUGUAGGGUCUCUGCAUGAUGAAGAGAUCAUCUCUAUCGAAACAGCUGAAACUGUCAAGCUUGGCCAAGAUAAUGGACCCACUGACUUCUGCUUAAAGGAGUCUGAUGUUCACUCUGGGGUCACAGAGCAAACCCCAUGCCCAGAGAACUACCAAGUUGACAUUUGCUGGAAAAUGAUCAAUGAAAUUGUUACGAGUAGUGAAAUGCAACAGAUGAGAUGGAUUUUUGUACCUUUUUCAAACUGUUUUGGUGUUGGGACUGGUUCGGAAAAGAAAUUUCAACAAAUCCUUGCUGAAUACAGAUCAGACAUCCUACCACUGGUAGUUGAGAAACAUUGUGGCUUUAGUUCCACUGAAAAGACAAUGAUGUGCCUUGUAAGUCAGCUCUUCUGUGGCUUACAUUUGAUUGAUGGCUUAGCUCACCAGGCAAAAACAACUCUUCUACUUUGGGAAAAUAUGAUUUUAGGAGAUAAAGAAGUAGGAGUCCAUAGCUCCCCUAACAUUGAGACAACAGAGUUGGAGUCUGGAACAGUGCGUUUGGUGAGUUCUGUGAGUGAUGCUGUGCAAGAGCUUGGAUGGGCAGAGGACGGUCAGCUUGUUCCGUUCGAAAGCUUUUUGACCAGCAAAAAAGAAUUUGAUGAAGUUCCUUUGUCUCUAUCCAUUGGACACAGAAUUGAUGGUCUGUUUCAUAAUUCUGCUGGAGUGUGUAGCAUCCAUGAUGAUUUGGUUGAGUUUACCAGUACGUACGGAGCUGAGAGUAGUUUGCUUGCUGCAGUUGUUGCUGAUUUGGAGGUUCAACAGUUCAAGGCCGGAUGCAGAGCUCUGGGUCUGGUUUCCAAGCUUAUCAUUGAUCCUCUCUGGAGAGCCUUAACUUUGAAGGGAAACGUGUUGGAGAUGGAAGAAAGAUACCAAACCCUUGUUACCAAACUCAAGGAAUGGCAGGAAGAUGGGAGAGACCUUGUUAAAGGAAAUGCAUGCUUGUUUGAUGACAUUGAGGUACCCAAGAACCUUGUGUUUGACAGGCUUACCAUGUGGACUGACACAGACUUUUUUGAGUUGACUGUUCAGAUUGUUGAGUUGAUCCUAGCCAGUUUUCUGAAGGUAUGUUCUAUGAUGCUUCCAGUCGAACCAGAGCUCCUGUCAAAGAAAAAUGAUCGAUUCAGGAAGGAUUUGGCAAUAUUAGAUCAAUUGCAAAAAGCUAAGUCAAAUGCAGUCAGUAUUGCCAUUGAAGGCAUGGACAUGUGCAAGAAGAAUCACACUUGGGAAUGGCUGUCCUUUUUGGAUGAAUCAAAAAUGGUGUCAAUGAGGAAAACAUUCCAGACAGUGUAGGCAAAGGAAGAAGAAAAGCUCUGCCACACCUGCAGAAGAAUGGAAAUGGUAAAGGAAUAGACAUGAAAGACAGAGUGAAUGAGUCUUUUAUUUGUUUAUUUAUUUAGAAAUGAACCACAGUAGGACUAUAGAGGACAGAACCUUUUUAUAACAGGUUUAACUUUGCCCCUGUAUCCUGGUGAUGACAUUGCCUAUACAGCUCUUUCAAAAAAAAUCCAUGAACGUGCUUUUCUUUCUAGCGCCUUAGCUUUUGUGUUCAGACUGGUGAAAGAUAAACAGCAAUGCAACCUCAGACAAUAAGUAGAUGCAAGUAUAAUAUAGUUACACUAUAUACCUAUUUUGUGAUAUAUUGUAUAGCCUAAUGAUGUUCAAACGCGGUGUCAGUAAAUGUUGAAUAACGCUUCUCCAUUUGGCACCACCUGUAGUUGGGAAUGUGAAUGGUUUCACGAGCUUACCUGUUUUUAUAUUGUUUAAAAUCCAAUUCAGAGUUUUUUUCCGAAGUGUGCUGUCAGGAAAAGUGUAGAGGCUUAGGCUCAAUAGUUGAAUUUGCAUAUUUCCUUGGCCUUCUUUUGAUACCUGGUCUUGUCUUUGAAAAGACUAAUUGAAUGAAAAAAAUUAUAAUUUUGAAAGGAGACCAGUCGUUAUUUUAGUGUUAUUAGCUUAUUUCUGGACCAUUUUCCCCCUCACUUUUUGUAUGACCAUUGAAUUGCCUACUUGAAUGGUCAACUUAAAUAGAAACGAGAUGGAGAGCAAGGCUCUGAAAGUUGUCAACUUUUCCACUGUCAAAAUGAAUCAUGCUUUAUUUUUUUAAAUACCUUUUUUUAAAUCAUAUUUUGGUAAUCCAUUUUUGAGAGCCUGUUUUAUCUCUAUAUUUUUGUUGGAGAUCAAGAUGUUUUCAUUAGGACAAAUGCACACUGGACUGCAGUGCUUUUCUAUCUGCUGCAGCAUUCAACCUUCCACAUUACUGUAGACUUCAGGAAGAACAUGCUUUUAGAUAUAAACAUCAAAUAAUUAGCAAAAGGCUGAGUUCCAGGUUUGUGAUGUCCACCAUGAGAGAUUCUCAUUAAAGUUGAACCAGUGACUAGUCUCAGAUGGGGAGCUGGACCUCUUGAAGACCAAGCUAGACUGGCAGGCCUGUGGAUCUCUUGUUCUGGGCUACUCAGAGGUGCUGCCAGAACUGGACCUUGGCACUAUCAAUUCACAGACUACCACCUACAGCCCGUCCAUACAAACCUGCACAUAGGACAAGUGCUGGGGUGAGUAUGUUUUAGUUUGUGUGUGUGUGUGUGUGUCCUUCGAUUCAUUUUGUGCAUGUAAGUAUUGUCUGAUCAGUUAUUGACCACUCAUUCUCUUCCUCUCUGUAGCCUCAGUCACAAAGUCAUCACUGAUGCUCUGACUGAAACUAGCCUACACCAACUGGUCUUUGCCAACUGUUCCACUAACCUACCGUAUGAUGUGCAUUGGAGUGCUUGCCUGUGAUUGAGAAAGCGUGUGAUCCUCUUCAACAACAGACUUGUGAACAGAACAUCCUUCCUGACACACAAGACAAGAGUUCUGAGGUCUUGUAAAGAGGGAUGAGAGGACUGCCAAUAGAUUAAACUGAUUCAUUACUUUGAUCAGUCCUACUUUCAACACUUCGUACUAAAAAUGUACUCUGAUUGCCCACUUAAGCUUGCAAUGGAUUUCAGUGGAGUUAAACAUGACACAUGCAGUGUCACUGUUUCGUGUGGAAGGGGCUACGAGAAGGGGUCGAUUUGGAAUUCAGCACUGUCCAUGGGUUGACCGUCCUGAACUUUUUUUUCCUUAAAUGUUUUGUUUUUGACAGUACAGCUGGAAAUGUAAAGAUUGAAACAUAGUAGGGGCAUAGACAGAGGGUGGCCGAGGUGGAGCCCAAUCCCUGUUGCCAGGGGGCCCAAUCCCUGUUGCCAGGGGGCAUAUCUGGUACAGAGUCGGGGAGCUUAGACCACUACACUAGACUCCGUCACGACUGACCUGAACUUUUUACCAGAAAAUAAAUACUAUGUUCAUCAGACUCUCCUCACUGUAAAACUCAGAAUGGUUGUGAGGUCACAGGGAAAAGACUGAUCUGAGGGACCACAGACUCACAAAACAUUGUAGCUCACUUGACUGGAAAACAGCUCUUUGUGGUGCCUAUGUCUGACAUGAAGUAAAAAUGAAAACACAACAGAAAAUUGCUCUCUACUUCCUACCACAAUCUUAUAUAUUGCAUACUUAGAAUAUGAAUGUGAUUAUUCAUACACUCAUAUUAGGCUUAUUUCUCUUUGGUUGGGGUGUUCAAUGGUUAAGUGGACUAGCUACCACUAUGGCAUUUUGAUGUUAUGGCGUCAGCUCUGGCUGGCUGAGAAGACAAGUAAAAGGGCUAAUAGUUGGCAGGGCAAUUUUUGUUUUUCCCAACUUUGUAUUACCGUAUCAAAUAAUUUAAUUAAGGUAGAAAAAUCACUUUAUAUCGGUGUUAUGCCUGUUGUUCAAGCGUGUAACUGCCCUCUCAUUCGCUAGAAUGGUCCCACCUGAUCUCACCUCCUCCCGACUUCCUUCCAUCUUUGAAUACAUGUAUUUUCAUUGUUAGAGUGGCCACUUGAGUAUCUUAUCUAUAUAAUUGUCAUGACUGCCACUCCUUGGUGAGGAUCAAAGGUGCCGGAUCAGCUAGGCCAAUGGCUGACAGAUAGCCAAACUCUCUCUCUCUCCUGGGGGAGUUGGCCCGGUUUUAUGAUUUAACGACCGGAUUGUAAAUACCUGGCAGAAACUCUCCCUUUGGCUCUGCAGUAUUGAAAGACUGAGUGUUACAGAGAGACUCUUGCUAAAAACUUUAACAUCAAAAGAUUGGACAUUGGAACAUUAGUUUUGAAAUCCAAACGCUUGGAAUGGUUGGUGGGUUUAUUAUUUUGUGAUAUCAUUAAGGAUGGUAUAACUAAGUAACAUUGUAACUUUAAGAGCUUUCACAAUGUAUAGAUCAGAUUUGCAUGUUGCAUGUUACUGUUGUGAAGAUAAAAUGUGAUUUUAGCCUUCUAAAUGAGAAUUGUUUUUCAUAUAAACUUUUGCUAAGUCAGUAACCACGCCCACGUGAGCACAGACUUCGUGUCAGCAUGAUGGAACACCCCUUUUUACCUAAGCAUAAAAGGACUCGUAACGAAAUUUACAUUAGACCAAAACAGGCCGGGUUGCUGCCGGUUUGUAAAGUGGUCCUAGCUGUACCCUGAAUAAUCAACCAUUGAGACCAGUCUACGUGCAGCGUGAGCUGAAUACGUUACCAAUGGUUAAAUCUCUACAGUUGGGUAAUUUAAAGUAGUCUAUGUAGAACAAUUGACCCAGACGGGAAAGAAGAACAAUUCCCUAUCACCACUGUGUGAUACACCUCUGAUGGAUCCAUUCUAACGAACACUCCAGAACAAAAGAAGCCUACAACUACUAAGGAAAUUGUGACCUCUGGUGGACCACCAGAGACUUACAUCGAACCACCACAUUGAACUAUCGAGUUCAACAGAGAGACGACAGAGAAAGACAUCUACGCGUAAAUAUGUAUUGCAUUCCUUUUCUGAAUGAGCGGGUGUUAGGGUUCCUAAUAUCCAUAUUUACAGUGAGUGUAUUUUUCAACUGUAUGUACGAUAAGUCCACUCUCUUUGUCUCUCCCGCUCCUUAUCUUUCCCCACCCCCUUUCCAUUGUGUAACAAGCUGUCAUAUCGGGUUAGUCCACUAGGGACUGUUUCAUUGCAUUAUGUUAGUAAUAAAUAAUCUACACUGUGUGUGUGUAUUUCU